Anthostomella pinea is the source of this 1026-nucleotide messenger RNA. Lineage: Eukaryota; Fungi; Ascomycota; Sordariomycetes; Xylariales; Xylariaceae. The record is from the annotation of a GenBank genome assembly.
AUGGCUGACUUUAUCCUCCCUGGUGAUAGCCUAGAAGGACGACUCCUGUUCGCUGUACCCAAAAAGGGUAGAUUAAACCAGGCGGCCCUCAACCUUCUCGAAGGAGCCGACAUCCAGUUCAGACGAGAGAACCGACUAGACAUAGCCCUGGUUAAGAACCUUCCGAUUGCCCUCAUCUUCCUGCCAGCGGCCGAUAUACCCACCUUUGUCGGAGAGGGUCGGGUGGACUUGGGUAUUACAGGAUGGGAUCAGGUCCAAGAACACGAUGCUGGCGUUCGAGCCCUUCACCGCGCACGACGGUUUUCGGGAGAGAUCACGCCUGAAGAAGAGAGUGCCAAGUAUUCCAAGGGCUCUGGAUGCGAGACUGUCCUUGACCUAGGUUUUGGCGGCUGCAAGUUGCAGGUUCAGGUCCCAGAGAAGGGCACCUACAAGUCGCCAAAAGACUUGGUCGGCAAGAACAUCGGCACCAGCUUCGUGCACCUGGCCCAGAGAUACUUUGCAAACCUGGAGUUGGAGGUCGACUCAUUGAAGGAGGACAAUGCCAAUCAAGUCAAAUUCACCAGCAAGUUGAGGACCAAGAUCGUCGAGUUGAGCGGCAGUGUCGAAGCUGCUUGUGCCCUCGGCGUGGCAGAUGGAAUUGUCGAUCUCGUUGAAUCCGGGGAAACGAUGAAAGCUGCUGGACUGGUGGCUAUCGAUACUGUAGUCGAAUCGACAGCGAUUUUGAUCAAGUCAAGGCAGCCCAGCAACCCAGAGCUUGUUGAGCUGAUCGCAUCGCGCAUUCGUGGUGUCAUCACAGCUCAACGGUAUGUUCUUUGCCAAUAUAACGUUGAAAGGACCUCGCUACCGGAGGUCACCAAGAUCGCCCCUGGGAAGCGGGCACCGACCAUUACGACACUGGACGAGGACGGCUGGGUUGCUGUCAGCGUGAUGGUCGAAAAGAAGAAAAUCGCACCGAUCAUGGACCAGUUGACCAAGGUCGGCGCUACCGAUAUCCUGGUGUUGGACAUCGCAAAUACCCGCAGUUAA